Molecule: messenger RNA, 2593 nt
Organism: Trichomycterus rosablanca
Lineage: Eukaryota; Metazoa; Chordata; Actinopteri; Siluriformes; Trichomycteridae
Gene: tiparp
Product: TCDD-inducible poly(ADP-ribose) polymerase
Exons: 6
Coding region: 217-2127 (636 amino acids)
Cellular component (GO): nucleus
Molecular function (GO): NAD+ poly-ADP-ribosyltransferase activity; zinc ion binding; NAD+-protein mono-ADP-ribosyltransferase activity
Source: RefSeq, a predicted model, not a curated record
GCUCCGGAUCCUUGCGCACUAAAGGAACCGGGGAGAUUAUCACUUCGGAAGCGGGUCAGUCGGUACGUGUGUUUGUCGUCCUCGUCCUCUUUUUUACCGUGUCGGUGGUGCGCAGAUUUGGAACCGGAGGCUCAUGCUGGAUCUGGAGAGGGAGUUACGCGGACGGUGCGGAGGGAGAGACCGGGGGAGCGCGUUGUUCACAGGAUCUGGAGAGCCAUGGAGAACAGUUUGUGCUUGAUGCCAGACGCAGAGGACACCGGAGCUAAAGUGCUGGAGAGCCUGGACAUGACGGAGCAGGAUUUUACUGAGCGCCGGCUCGGACUGGUGGACAAGAUCCCAUUAGUGAAACCUUAUUUCAAGAAGAAGCACACGCAGAGAAAACUGGAUGCUAAGUGCUUACGGUCUCUGGAGGACCCUAUUUUAAGUACGAUACUCAGUUCGGAUGAUUUGGUAGCUGGAGAUGGUGUGUUUGUGCCGAGGAAUCCAGCGCCGGCUGCUGGGCAGCAGAGUCUCAUGUGUGUCGCCGCAGUGGCUGUGGAGGCGCAGACCAAUGUGGGCGCUGAUGAGCUUGCGGGAAACGAGCAAAAAGCAGCACAAGUAACCAGCGAUUCCUCGGCGAACGACACAGCCAUGGUGGUCGCAGUGCCACAGGUGGCACGCGAGACGGACAAGACGGGUGGCACCUAUGCCACGGAGUCAUCGCAGGGUUCGGACUUGAACGGUGAGCUUUUCCGGGACAAGAGUGACGAGGCCUCGUUGGAUCUAGUGUUCGAGCUGCUGAUGCAGCUGCAGUAUCACACGCGUCCAGACGACAUGCCCAUCUGCGUGGAUUUUUUGGGUGGUACGUGUAUAUACGGCUGCGACUGCGUGCGGCAUCACACCGCACUCCCGUAUCACUGGCAGAUACGGCGUGCGGACACACGGGUGUGGCAGAGCGUGGCGGAGGACGCCCAGGAACAGCUGGAAAGACUCUACUGCAACCCGGACUUCCAUCAAGUCCGACUCAGAUACAUGAAUCGACUGUUCAUGCUGGACUUCAGUACCAUGCGGGUCUGUGACCUGGAGUUCGACCUGGUCAGACGCUUGUCCACGCCGUCCAGUUUCGGUGCUGGGUCUUCUAGCGCGAGCCCCGCCUCCGGUACGAACCCCGCCCCCUACUCCGCCCCCAACUACCUGACGGUGUGGAAGUAUUACUGCAGGGACAGUUUCGGCUGGAGGGAGUACUCCGAGCCUGUGGUGCAUCUGAUAGAGGAGGCGAAGGAGCGUGGUCUGAAGGAGGUGCGCUUCAUCACGCUGCAGAACCAGUACAUCCUGAACAUCCGCGAGGGCUUCCAGCAGAACGCCGUCUUCGGGUUCCGCCGGCAGAUCAAGAAGCGGCCGCUGUUCAUGUCGUCCGUCAGACUCUCGCCGUACCUGCAGACUCUCGGUGGGCUCUGCGCUCUUGACGUAGCCGGGCAGCAGCCCCUCUCGCCCACGUCCACCUCUGCACCCAGGAUGUUCCCCGAGACCUGGGUACCCAUGAAUCCCAACCAGGACUUCCUGCAGGUUCCAGUCUCACGCGAGGACCGUAGCUACCGCACAGUUUACAACCUCUUCCACAAGACCGUAUCGGAGACCAAAUUCCGCAUCCUGAAGAUCCUUCGGGUCCAGAACCCCUUCCUGUGGGAGAAAUACAAGAGGAAGAAGGAGUACAUGUCCCGGCGCAUGUCAGAAUCCGAACGCCUCCUGAACGAGCGCCACCUGUUCCACGGGACGUCGCAGGACGUCGUAGAGGGCAUCUGCAAGCACAACCUCGACCCUCGGGUGUGCGGCAAGCACGCCACCAUGUUCGGCCAGGGCAGCUACUUCGCUCGGAGGGCGGCGUACUCGCACAGCUUCGCCCGCCGCUCGUCCCGCGGGGUACACUACAUGUUCCUGGCCAAGGUGCUCACGGGAAAGUAUACGGUCGGCAACCCGGGCAUGAGGCGGCCGCCCCCGCUGUGCCCGCGCCAGCCUGCCGGGGACCUGUUCGACUCGUGUGUGGAUAACUGCGUGGAGCCGCAGAUCUUCGUCAUAUUUAACGACGAUCAGUGCUACCCUUACUUCAUCAUCCAGUACGAGGAGGUGUCGAGUCUCGUCAACAUCUGAGGAGAAGAAAUAACACGCGGAAAAUCCAGUAAUGGAGGAUGGGCGCGUCCGGGCUUGGGACUUUCCGCGCCCCCCUCGCUUGAGGAGUCAGAGGAGCAUAAAUAGGUGCGAUAUUUGGAUGGUACAGACCAGCAUGUCUGAGUAACUGACCAGCACGUUUUCAUCCUCUAGCUUUGGACUGGUGCGCCUUCAAGUCAGCGCCCGUUGUUUAGCUGUCAGCGUCAAUGGCUGUGUGACUUUUCCAGCCCUCGUUCGGACUCCCGCACGCCGACGGUCCAUCAGUCAGACUCGACACCCUCAUCGAUCAUCAGCUUUGACGUUUUUUUUUAUUUCUUAAGACUCGAUCCUCCCGCAUUUUGGCGUCCGUCAGAACUGUGAGAGCUUGUACAUACAUUUGAACUGUGUGCCUUUUGUUCAUAAAUAUAUUUAUGUUAGUUAAUGUUACAAAUAAAAAAUUGAAAGUAAA